AUGCCAAAUUUUAUACUAUGCUUGAGUCAUUUCUGUGAAUUACAUGGUCCACAAAUCAUUGUCUGUACACAAGCGACAACCGAAGAUAAGACUCAAGAGUACCUACACACAUCAGUCUCAACUCAAGGUGCGUGUGCCUCAUGUCAAUUGUUUUUGCCAGACAACGCCGCCAGUCUCGUGACAAAUUCCAACUCAAAGUCAUUCAUCUCAACGGCUUAUCCCAGCUCUCAAAGACGGUAUGCGGCUUUAAAGAAAUUGAUGAUGAAAUCGUUGUCAGUAGAAACAGUAUCGGAUAUAACCAAGUCAAUGUUUUUCGGUGAUGCUGUAUAUGGCUAUUGUUUGAAUAAGAUUUUCAAGGUAUAUGACAUCAAUGCUAGAGGACAAGAAAGGAAAUAUAGCAUGAUGAUGGUGUGUGAUUCUGAAGCGGAUCUACUACAAAAUUGGGACGUUUUAACAUUGUACAUGAGUGAGUUUAUUGAUUUGAUACAGCAAAGGGUCUCUCAGACUAAUGAAAAGUCGCAUAAAUUAAACGGCGGUUCAGUCGUUGAUAAUGAGAGGUAUCUACGGAGAUCAAUGGCUCGACCAAAGUCUUUGCUAGAGCUCACCCAUGAUGAUCAAAUCUUUGUAAAAUAUCAUCUUUGGGCAGUUGAAACGUUGAAGGAUACGCUUAAAUGA
Molecule: messenger RNA, 675 nt
Organism: Lodderomyces parapsilosis
Lineage: Eukaryota; Fungi; Ascomycota; Pichiomycetes; Serinales; Debaryomycetaceae
Exons: 1
Coding region: 1-675 (224 amino acids)
Biological process (GO): positive regulation of TORC1 signaling; positive regulation of GTPase activity
Cellular component (GO): cytosol
Molecular function (GO): GTPase activator activity
Source: RefSeq, a predicted model, not a curated record